Fusarium musae is the source of this 1437-nucleotide messenger RNA. RefSeq lists its product as uncharacterized. The transcript is spliced from 2 exons. The coding region runs from base 1 to 1437 and encodes 478 amino acids. The record is from RefSeq and is a predicted model, not a curated record. Lineage: Eukaryota; Fungi; Ascomycota; Sordariomycetes; Hypocreales; Nectriaceae.
AUGAAGUUCGGUGCUGCCCUUCUGGUCUUAGCCACCUCGGCCUUGGCUAACAACGUCCGACGGGGAGGAGAUGAGUACGAGAGCCCAGGCUCUGAGAGCGGAAAGGACUACGAGACUGGCGAGAACGAGUACGGACAAGACGAAGGAUACGGAAAGAAGGGCCACUACGAGCACGAGGUUAAGGAGGUCGCUGUGACCUACACCACUACAACCGUCUGCCCUGUCACCUAUACUCAUUACAAGGAGGGAACCACCUACUGCGAGACCAAGCUCACAACCUCGACGCUCGUUGUUGCUGAGACCAAGACUGUCGAUGUCACAGUCAAGGAGCCUGAUGUCACCAAGCACUACACUGAUGUUGACUACGUUACCAGAACAACAGUGUGCCCUGUGACCCAGACCAAGACUAUUGCUGGGGAGGUUAUUACCGAGGUCUACACGACCACCAGCAUCAUCUACGACAUUGUCAAGUCUACCGACUAUGAGCACGUUAAGCAGCCCGAUGUCACCAAGCAUGAGACCGAUGUCGUCUACAAGACACGAACUACUGUCUGCCCUGUGACAGUCACCAAGACCAUCGCCGGUGAGGUUGUCACUCAGACAUACACCACCACCAGCAUCAUCGAGGAGGUCGUCAAGUCCACUGACUACGAGCACGUCAAGCAACCCGACGUUACUAAGUAUGCUACUGAUGUCGAAUACGUUCAUAAGACCAAGGUCUACCCCGUCACCGUCACCAAGACCAUUGCUGGUGAGGUCGUCUGCGAGACUUACACCACCACCAAGGUCAUCGAGGAGAAGGUUGCUACAACCGAGUAUGAGCAAGUCAAGCAGCCUGAUGUGACCAAGUACGAGACCGAUGUUGUCUAUGUCACCAAGACCAAUGUCUACCCAGUCACCGUCACCAACACUAUUGCCGGCGAGGUCAUCACCAAGGUCUACACCUCUACAGAGUACGUUGUUGAGAAGGUCCACACCACUGUCUACGACCAGGUCAAGCAGCCCGAUGUUACCAAGCACGAGACAGAUAUUGUCUACCACACCAAGUACGAGGUUUAUCCCGUCACCGUCACUAAGACCGUUGAGGGCGAGGUUAUCACCAACGUUUACACUUCCACUUCCGUCAUUGUCGAAAAGGUUGUCACCACUGUGCCCGCUGUUGAGACCAUCGUCAAGACCAUUGGCAAGGGCGAGGUCGUCACUCAGUACUCCAAGGUUUACCACACCGUCGGUGGCGGUACCGUCUACGAGACUGUCGCUCCUCAGCCCACCACUGUCCAGGCUCCCGAGACCGAGGUUGUCACCCAGCCUGAGGUCACCGUCCCUGCCACUCCCACCAUUGCCCCUGAACCCGUCGCUACUGGCGCUGCCGCCGCCAACAAGGCUCCCGUCUUUGCCUUCAUGGCUGGUAUCCUCGGUGCCGUCGCUCUCAUCUAA